Messenger RNA from Racocetra persica, 273 nucleotides. The record is from the annotation of a GenBank genome assembly. Lineage: Eukaryota; Fungi; Glomeromycota; Glomeromycetes; Diversisporales; Gigasporaceae.
UUCUGCCAUCUUAAACAAAGGCUACAAAGUUUCGGCAUCGCAUGCAAUGCCAGGAUCGGUGAAAACAGAUGCACCUAUGAAUGUAAUUUGGGACAUAUUUCGAUCAUGGAUACAGCUUCAUCCGGUUACCAUGAAAAAUAUUAAAGAGAAUUCCCCUGCUAGAAAGAUAUUAGCCGUUGAACCGAGUUUUAUUGCAGAUUUUACUAUCCAUCCAAACGCUGAGCCAGCCUCACGCAAAAUAAAGUUAGUCAGAUAUCAACAGAAUCCUGAGAA